Messenger RNA from Acyrthosiphon pisum (pea aphid), 3705 nucleotides. Its product is annotated as vesicular glutamate transporter 1. Gene Ontology annotation, molecular function: L-glutamate transmembrane transporter activity; neurotransmitter transmembrane transporter activity. NCBI's taxonomy places the organism in Eukaryota, Metazoa, Arthropoda, Insecta, Hemiptera, Aphididae. Bases 227 to 2080 code for a protein of 617 amino acids. The transcript has 14 exons. The record is from RefSeq and is a predicted model, not a curated record. Gene Ontology annotation, cellular component: excitatory synapse; synaptic vesicle membrane. Gene Ontology annotation, biological process: synaptic transmission, glutamatergic; regulation of synapse structure or activity; neurotransmitter loading into synaptic vesicle.
UUUUCCGCGUCCGCCCGGUUGUCCGCCGCUCGGCCGACGUUUCACCAAUCGAACGGACAUACGCACGCUUUUCCGCUGCCACCGCCACCGCCGUCGUCGUCGUCGUCGUCGUCGUCUUCGCCGUCGCCGUCGUCGCCGUCGUCGCUGCCGAGCCGCAGACAUGGUACGUAUAAAUUAUGGAUAACAUCAUAAUACCUACAAGCGGUACAGCCCAGAAAACAUCGCUAUGGCACCAACACUGCCAGAGUGGGCUAGCAUUGUCAAGAACAAAGUUCUACGAAUAUUUCAGGGCCCGGAUCAACAACAAUACGAUGAGUUCGAAUUCGCAAACAAAUCACAUUUAGAAAAGUCUUCCAUUCCCUACACUGAAGAUUAUUCGGGUAGUGGUGAAUUCGGUCUACAAAGUCCAACCGAGUCGCUGCCUUCGCCCGUUCGUCCGCCGCUCAGACACAUCGAUAAAUACAUCAAACCGGAAAUACCGAAUCUCAGCAAGAGAUAUACAAUAGCUAUACUAACAUGCGUCGGUUUCAUGAUCUCAUUUGGAAUGCGGUGCAAUAUGUCGAUGGCAAAACUGAAAUUUCACAUAGGAUCCGAUGACGAUGAUGUCUCUAGCGAGAAUAUAACCACGACCACACCGCACACGCCUUUGGGAAACACUCCCAUUCACGAACGGCCAAUCAACUGGUCCCUCGGGUCAUUUGUCGCCAUCGAGAUGUCGUUCUUUUGCGGAUAUCUGAUAACUCAAGUGCCCGGUGGUUUUUUGGCGUCCAUGUAUCCGGCAAACAGAGUGUUCGGGAUCGCUAUCGCCAUGUCAUCCUGUCUGAAUCUGUUGGUGCCUUCGGCGACGGAGAUCGAGAAAUCUUUAUACGUGAUAAUCAUCAGGAUGUGUCAAGGACUGGUCGAGGGCGUCACGUAUCCGGCUUGUCACGGAAUUUGGAGACAUUGGGCGCCGCCGUUGGAAAGAUCGCGUUUGGCCACCAUAGCCCUGUGCGGGUCGUACGCGGGUGUGGUGGUCGGCAUGCCGUUGUCCGGUACUCUGAUCGACUGGUUCAGCUGGGAAGCGCCGUUUUACGUAUACGGAGUAUUGGGGCUGAUAUGGUACGUAUUUUGGCUGUGGCUGUGCUUCGAGAAGCCGAGCCUCCAUCCCACCAUAUCGGCCAGAGAGUUGAACUACAUCGAAUCGUCGUUGGGCGCCGCCAAACAGUCUGCCGCGCCGACAAUCCUCAACACGCCUUGGAAAGAAUUUUUCACCUCCAUGCCCGUGUACGCCAUCAUAGUCGCCAACUUCUGCCGGUCGUGGAACUUUUAUCUCCUCGUGCUGUUCCAGGCUUCGUACCUGCACUCGUUCAACUUCGAAGUUUCGGCAACUGGUUACAUCGGCGCUUUGCCUCAUCUGCUGAUGACCAUAGUGGUGCCCCUUGGAGGUCUGCUGGCCGAUCACAUACGGAAAAACGGUAUCCUGUCCACGACUAGCGUCAGGAAGAUCUUCAACUGCGGCGGUUUUGGCAUGGAAGCCACGUUUUUCCUCGUGUUGGCCAACGCCCGCACGCCGCUCAUGGCCACGAUCGCCUUGACCUGUGGCGUGGCGUUCAGCGGGUUCGCCAUUUCCGGGUUCAACGUUAACCAUUUGGACAUUGCGCCGAGAUACGCUAGUAUACUGAUGGGCAUAUCGAACGGAAUCGGUACGAUAGCCGGGCUUCUGUGUCCGGUCGCGAUCAACAUCAUCAUCAGGCACAAGACUAGGCAGAGCUGGAGCGAGGUAUUCAUACUGGCCGCCGUCAUUCACUACAUUGGGGUCGUGUUCUACGCAAUAUUCGCUUCGGGAGAAUUGCAACCGUGGGCCGAGCCCAAGGUCGAAGAAGAUCAACAAAUGGAUGAGGUGAACGUCGACAAGAAGAGUAAGCUCACGUCGUACGGUUCGGUCGAACAGUCGUCGGGCAAAGGGUUCGUGAACGCUGGCCUCAACACCAACUGCACCAUCGGCGAGACCGAACCGGCGCCGCCGACCGACAACCCGACAAAUCCGUUCCUGGCCAAGCCCACCGCAGCCACCACCAAUCCGUUCGCUACCUCCGAGUGAUAAUCUGAUUAUUAAUGAUAAAUUAUUGAUGUAACGGAUAAUAUUAUUGAAAUUAUUCGAGUUCGGAUCGCACUGUCGUCACGUCGAUUAUUACUACACGGAUUAUAAUAUAAUGAUAAUAAUAAAAAUUAUUAUUAUUAUUAUUAUUAUUGUUACAUUGUAAAGGUCGCAGGAGGUACUUCGCGAGCAAUAAUACCGUUAAUUGCGUAGUCUCGAUUGUGUGUUUUAUCUCACGUAGUUGUUUCGUAGGUAUUAAAAUAAUAGUUUUUAGAUAGAUAAUAUUACUAAAAUCGAUUUUCUCUCAAUUAUACAAUUUCGGUAAUAAUAUAUUAUUAUAUAGUAAUAAUUAUAAUAACAUAAUAAUAGUAUUAUCGUACACACUCGUCGUCUCAUCUAUAUAUUGAAUAAUAAUAUUAUUAUAAUAUAAUAGAACCUAGAAUAUGAAUUUCGCGUUUAUCGAUACAAUGUGGCGUAAAUCGUAAUAAAUUUGCAUUUAUCGAUUUUUCCAAAUUAAUAAUUAUUAUCUUAAUAUUAUAGUAUACUGUCAAUUUGUUUUUAUACAAUUCCGAAUAAUAUAGAUUCCGUCUUGUGACGGAUGUAAAAUAUAAUAUAAUAUUGUUGUUUAUUAUAAUGUUUAUACAGCUUGGUCGGCUCGAAAGUGCUCGGCUUCAACGUUAUAAUAAUGUGUAAUAUUAUAAUAUAAUUUAUAGAUAUUUAUUACUUCACCUUAAUAUAUAGGUAGGUAAUAUCGUAUCUGAACUUAUGGUACUUACGUAUUACCCGGUACUUGGUUUCACACUGUUUUUAAACUCUUAAAUAUUAAUAUCAAGAAUACUCGAAUAAAAUUUUAUAAUCAUAAUCAUUAACUUAAAAUAUAGUACAAUAUUAUUUCAGUUGCACAAAAAAUAGUAAAACAAUUUGUUUGAAAAAACAUAAAUAUAUUCGGUACAAUUAAAACACUUAGUUGAUAGUAUCUUAAGUUAUUUAUGUGUUUCUUUAUUAAGAAAGUUGUGUGUUGGAGGGACAAGAAUAAUAUUGCAGUAUCUAUACCUUUUGAAAUUGAAUCAAAUAAAUUGUUCAAAUCAGCGGGAUUCUGACGUUACACAAAGUGUAAACUUUAAUUAUAGGUCUAUAAAAUUGUCGACCCUGUGCCAAUUAACGUUUUAUUAGUAAAAAAUGUCUUUCACACACUAUCAUGUCAUCGUCUUUAGUCUGUUGUGUGUUGUUUAUUUGAUCACGAAUUGAGCUAGGAUGAAAUACUAUUGUAUCCUGGUUUUCGAGUGAAACCUUUCAUGUUCUGAAAAUGUUACCAGCGGUGUAGAAUUUAAUGACCAUUUGACCUCUGUAACUGCAAGUUGAUAUAGUUAAAUAUUUUUCAACUUAACGGUAAUACCUAACCAGCUACAUGGUAUGAUAUUCAUAAGAUAAGCACAGCUAGUUCAACCAAUUAAAACACUGGGAUUUUAACACGUCAUGACAGAGUGUAAAUAGACGCUUUAAAUGUUUUGUACGAUUAUGUUAAUGGUAUACCGAGUGAUCCAUUUAACGUAAGACACUCAUUGUUUUAAUAACUAUUAACAAUAUUUUAACAUAAUUUUAGUUCGUUAAAAAAACAAAAUUUUCUU